Hippopotamus amphibius kiboko is the source of this 6319-nucleotide messenger RNA. Its product is annotated as fer-1-like protein 4. Gene Ontology annotation, cellular component: membrane. NCBI's taxonomy places the organism in Eukaryota, Metazoa, Chordata, Mammalia, Artiodactyla, Hippopotamidae. Gene Ontology annotation, biological process: plasma membrane organization. The record is from RefSeq and is a predicted model, not a curated record.
AUGUAUCCCAAGGGAUUGCUGAACCUGCUGGGUGAGUCCAGUGAGUCAGAGGCGAUUCAGGUGGGCGGGCAGGUUUUACCCAGAAAACAAGGAGAAUUCACUGUGAUCAAGAAGCAGGUAUCGGUGAGGUCACUGUUCCGUUGGCCACCCUAUGGGGCUCCACUGGCUGGGGAGUGUCUGUCUGUACAGGUGGUCAACGGCAGCCGUGUGUUCAGCCCCAGGUCUCUGGGGACCCUGGUGAUCUCCCUGCAGCAGCUACAGACUGCCGGACGUUUGGUGCUGCGGGAGGCCCUAGUGGAUGAGAAUCUGUGCGUAUCCCCGAUGAGUUCCAUCCAGGUGGAGCUUGACCUGAAGUACCAGCCCCCAGAGGGUGCAACUGGAGUCUGGGCAGAAGAGGACUUUGGAGCACCCAUUCGGGACAGCUCGGAGCUGAUCAUUCCCAAUGUGGGGUUCCAGGAGCUGGAGCCUGGGGAGGCCAGGCUGGACCGGUGGGCAGUGGCAUUGGGCCACAGGCUAGCUCAAGGAGUAGGUCAGCAGGACGAUGAAGACAAGGAGCUGGAGCUGGAGGACGAGCCUGAUGUGGAGCUUUCUGGUGUCGUGUUCAGCCCCCUCAAGAGCCGAGCUCGGGGCCAGGCCCGCGGGGAUCCCUCCCAGGGGUCCAGGGGCCAGGACUUCCAGGUGGGGGUCACGGUGCUCGAGGCCCAGAAGCUGGUGGGAGUCAACAUUAACCCCUGUGUGGCUGUGCGUGUUGGGGAGCAACGCCGAGUGACCACCACGCAGCGCGGGACCACUUGUCCUUUCUAUAACCAGUACUUCUUGUUUGAAUUUCAUGAGACCCGGCUUCGCCUCCAGGACUUGCUGCUGGAGAUCACGGUGAGGGGGGUAGGGGUGAGAGGUUUCCGUCAGAGAAGGGGAGCUGCCGAAGCUCCAGGACUAACGCCACCUUUCCAGGCUUUCCGCUCGCAGACUCUCCCCUUUAUGGCCACCCGGAUAGGCACCUUCAGGAUGGACCUGGGCAUUACCUUCGACCAGCCAGGUACUGAACCCUCCCCUCAUGAUGGCCACUUCUGUCAGAAAUGGGCUCCGCUGCACGACCCCCGGGACACCCGCGCCGGGAUCAAAGGCUUCGUCAAGGUCACUUUGUCCGUGAGGGCGCGUGGGGACCUGCCCUCUCCGCUGCCACCCCCGGGCCCGGGCCACAGUUCGGACAUCGAGAAGAACCUGCUGCUGCCGCGUCGGGUGCCAGCCGAGGGGCCGUGGGCGCGGCUCCGCGUGCGCGUGUACCGCGCCGAGGGGCUUCCGGCGCUGCGCCCCGGGCUGCUGGGCAGCCUGGCCCGCGCCCUGCACUACCAGCGCGUCCUCAUGGGCCCCUAUGUGCGGGUGUCUUUCCUGGGGCAGCAGGGCGAGACGUCGAUGCACGGCGAGGCGGCGGCGCCCGAGUGGAACGAGCAGCUGAGCUUCGUGGAGCUCUUCCCGCCGCUGACGCGCGGCCUUCGCCUGCAGCUACGGGACGAUGCGCCCCUGGUCGAUGUGGCCCUCGCCACCCGCGUGCUGGACCUGAGGCAGAUCUCGCAUCCCGGCCGCGCGGUGGGCUUUAACCCCACAUUCGGCCCGGUCUGGGUACCUCUCUAUGGCUCACCCCCCAGUGCGGGGCUUCGGGAUGGUCUUCAAAGUCUCAGUGAAGGCGUUGGCCCAGGCAUUUGGUUCCGCGGCCGCCUGCUGGUGGCUGUGUCCAUGGAAGUGUUGGAAGGGAGAGCUGAACCUGAGCUUCCCCAGGCCCCACAGGGGUCCAGGUUGUCCCGGCUCAUGGGAAAGAAGAAGAAAGCCAGGCGCGCCCAGACUCCAGCGGGGAUUCAGCAGCACCUGGAUGCCAGCUCCAGUGCUGAUGCGCCUGAGAUUCCUAGUGCGGUGGAGGUGGAGGAGUUGCUGCCACUGCCAGAGAACACCCUGGCUCCCCGUGAAGAUUUCUUGCUCUUCACUGUGCUCUUUGAGGCCACCAUGAUUGACCCUGCCAUGGCCUCCCAGCCCAUCAGCUUCGAGAUCUCCACUGGUCAGGCAGGUUACCGGAAGGGACAAUUGAGCUGACCGUCCAGGGCAGGGGAGGGAGCAGAGGGCGUGGAAGGGGAGGCACAGCCUCGGCUGGAAUCGGAUGUGGGAGUCGGACCAGUGGAGGAGGAGGAGCUGGGGACCCCUGCUCAGCAGCCGGAGCCCCUGGAAGGCAGCGGGCCGUACUUCUGCUUGCCCCUGCGUCACCGCAAGCCCUGCGUGCGUGUUUGGAGCCGCUGGGAGGAUCACUCCUGGCGCCUGCAGAGCAGUAACUGUGUGCGGAAAGUGGCUGAGAGGAUGGACCAGGGGCUGCAGGAGGUUGAGACUCUGCAGCGCAGGCUGGGUCCUGGGGCCUGUACACGGCUGAAGCAGGCGCUGGAAGAGCUGGUGGCUGGGAGCAGACAGUUUUGCCACGGUGCUGAGAGCAGGACAAUGACCCAGCCCAACGCCCUGGAUUGAUGCGGAGGGAAACUGCUGGUGUAUAGCCUGAACCUCUUGGCAAAGCAAGGACUGCGGCUCCUACGGGGCCUGAGACAGGGCAACGUGCAAGAGAAGGUGGCACUGGCCAAGAAGUUCCUGGCAAAACUGUGCUUCCUGGCCCAGGAGCCGCAGCCACCGCUCCCAGAUGUGCUGGUCUGGAUGUUCAGUGGGCAGCACCGAGCGGCCUGGGCCCGGAUCCCCACCCAGGAUGUGCUGUUCUCUGUGGUGGAGGAGGAACGGGUCCAGGACUGUGGGAAGAUCCAGACUCUGCUGCUCACAGCACCCGGGGCAGCUCCUGGUGAGAUCUGUGCCAAGCUGGAGCUCUUCUUGUGGCUGGGGCUGGGCAAGCAAGCCAAGGCCUGCACCUCAGGGCUCCCCCUGGACCUGCUGCCGGAGUCCUUGGCUGGGCUGCCCCACAGCCUGUACCGGGACGACUUCAGCUACUUCCAGCUGCGGGCUCACCUGUACCAGGCCCGAGGCGUGCUGGCAGCAGAUGACAGCGGGCUCUCAGACCCCUUUGCGCGAGUUCUCAUCUCUACUCAGUGCCAGACCACAUAGAUCCUGGAGCAGACACUGAGCCCCCUGUGUGAUGAGCUCUUGGUGUUCGAUCAGCUGACUGUGGACGGGAGGAGGGAGCUCCUGCAGGAGGAGCCCCCGCUAGUGAUGGUCAACGUCUUUGAGCACAAUAAGUUUGGUCCCCCUGUAUUCCUGGGCGGGGCGCUGGCUGCCCCAAGGGUAGAGCUGACGGAGGACCCUCACCAGUGUCCUGAGCUGCAGUUCUUCCCCCUGAGGAAGGGGCCCCAGGCAGCCGGGGAGCUCAUCGCCACCUUUGAACUCAUUGAACUGGACUACAGUAGCCCGCUUGAGCCUUCAGUGCCCAGUGAUGUGGAGCCCCAGGACCUGACCUCCCUGGUCGAGCCCCUCUCCGGACACCUAUCCUUGCCACCCCACGUGCGUCCAGUGCUUAGGGAGUUCCGUGUUGAGGUACUGUUCUGGGGUCUGAGGGGCCUUGGCUGUGUGCAUCUGUUGGAGGUGGAGCAGCCCCAGGUUGUGUUGGAGGUGGCUGGUUGGCGAGUGGAGGCCGAGGUCCUCGCCAGUUACCGUGAGAACCCCAAUUUCACUGAGCUCGUCAGGCAUCUGACAGUGCUCUUUCCCUACCCCCAGGACUUGCCGGAGCAGCCUUACCUGCAGCCCCCUCUCAGCAUCCUGGUGACUGAGCGCCGGGCCUUUGGGCGCACAGUGCUUGUGGGUUCACACGUUGUCCCCCAUCUGCUGAGAUUCACAUUCCGGGGUCAUGAGGAUCCCCCUGAGGAGGAAGGAGAGGAGGAGACAGGGGACCUCAUGCCUGAGGGACGUCAAGGACAGAGGUCCUUGGAUCCCUUCUUGGCUGAAGCGGGGAUGCCCAGGUGGCUCCUGAAGGCUCCUCUGAAGAAGCUUCCUCUGGGAGGCCUCCUGAAUCAAGGUUCAGAGCUGGAGAAGGACAUCCCAGAUCCUGAAGAGCUUGACUGGUGGUCCAAGUACUAUGCAUCACUGCAGGAGCUCCAGGGGCAGACCAACUUCGAUGAGGAUGAAAUGGAUGACACUGGGGAUUCAAAUGGGGGCAACCUCAUUUCUGUGGAUGGGGAAGCCCAGGACCAGGGUGAGGCUGAAGUCAAAGGCUCUGUGUCCCAGAAAAAAGCAGUCGCCACUCUGAAGAUCUACAACAGCUCCCUGGAGGAAGAGUUUAACCACUUUGAAGACUGCCUGAAUGUGUUUCCCCUGUACCGUGGGCAAGGGGGUCAGGAUGGAGAUGGAGAGGAAAAAGGGUCUGGGAACCUUGUGGGCAAGUUCAAGGGCUCCUUCCUCAUUUAUCCCGAAUCAGAGGCACUGUCCUUCUCUGAGCCCCAGAUCUCCUGGGGGAUCCCCCAAACCCGCCUCAAGCUCCUGGUCAGAGUAUAUGUUGUAAAGGCUACCAACCUGGCUCCUGCGGACCUGAAUGGCAAAGCAGACCCCUAUGUGGUGGUGAGCGCUGGCCAGGAGCGGCUGGACACCAAGGAGCGCUACAUCCCCAAGCAGCUGAAUCCCAUCUUUGGAGAGGUCCUGGAGCUCAGCAUCUCUCUCCCUGAUGAGCCACAGCUGACCGUGGCUGUGUUUGAUCAUGACCUCGUCGGUUCUGAUGACCUCAUCGGAGAGACCCACAUUGAUCUGGAAAACCGAUUCUAGAGCCACCACAGGGCGAACUGUGGGCUGGCGUCCCAGUAUGAUGUGUGAGUCCAACAGGGCCCUCAGGAGGACGGGUACAAUGCCUGGCGUGAUGCAUUCCGGCCUUCGCAGAUCCUAGCAGAGCUGUGCCAACGCUGCGGUCUUCCCCCACCUGAAUACCGAGCCGAGGCUGUCAAGGUGGGCAGCAACUUUCUGACGCCGCCAGAGACCCCGCCUCCAGAGGAGGCCCAGGCAUUGCUGGUGCUGCGGCGCGGGCAGGAGAUGCCGGGGCUUGGGUUCCAGCUGGUACCUGAGCACGUAGAAACACGGCCCCUCUACCAUCCUCGCAGCCCGGGGCUGCUGCAGGGAUCCCUUCAUAUGUGGAUUGACAUCUUCCCCCGAGGUGUGCCUGCCCCACACCCAGUUGACAUCAAGCCUCGGCAGCCAGUCAGUAAGAGAGAGUCAAGAGUCAUCAUCUGGAACACGGAGGAUGUAGUUCUGGAUGACGUGAACCCGCUCACUGGAGAGAUGUCAAGUGACAUCUAUGUGAAAAGCUGGGUGAAGGGGCUGGAGCACGACAAGCAGGAGACAGACGUUCACGUCAACUCUCUGACCGGGGAGGGGAACUUCAACUGGCGCUUCGUGUUCCGCUUUGACUACCUGCCCACGGAGCGCGAGGUGAGCGUUCGGCGCAGGCCUGGACCCUUCGCCCUGGAGGAAGCCGAGUUCCGGCAGCCGGCUGUGCUGGUCCUGCAGGUCUGGGACUACGACCGCAUCUCUGCCAACGACUUCCUUGGAUCCCUGGAGCUGCAAGUACCGGACAUGGUGCGUGGGGUCCGGGGUCCUGAGCUCUGCUCCGUGCGGCUGGCCCGGGAUGGGGCCGGGCCAAGGUGUAAUCUGUUUCGCUGCCGCCGCUUGCGGGGCUGGUGGCCUGUGGUGAAGCUGCGGGGGCCGGAAGACGAGGAGUCGGAGCAGCGGGAGGCUCAGGCUGGCAAGAAGAGAAAGAAGAAGAGGAGGAAGGGCCGGCCAGAAGACUUGGCGUUCUCGGACUCAGGAGGCAACGUCUACAUCCUCACGGGGAAGGUGGAGGCAGAGUUUGAGCUGCUGACCGUGGAGGAGGCUGAGAAACGGCCAGUGGGGAAGGGGCGCAAGGAGCCGGAGCCCCACCCCGCCCUCCCUGAGAAGCCCAACCGCCCCUGAACCUCCUUCACCUGCUUUGUGAACCCGCUGAAGACCUUCGCCUUCUUCGUCUGGCGCCUGCUGCUGCUGGCGCUGGCCACCGUCCUCCUCCUCGUCUUCUACCCCACGCCCGGCCGGAUCAGCCAGCUCAUCUUCCGCCCCCUCCACCGCCGCUAACUGGCCCUGGACACUCAUCCCGUAAUGCCAGCUCCUCAGCUCCUGCUCUCGGCGGCCUUUCCACCGAUACGAACCAUCCGGGAGUUCCCUACUUGCUCUACAUAAACCUUAUGGGGGACUCCGCUCUGUCACCUGAACGCCUACUGCGGAUAAUAAAUAAUACUGGGGCCAGAGAACAGAGGUAUUCUUGGGUGACCUCGGCUGCGGGGACUCUCUGGACUAAUGAAUACACACGAUGGGAGGCUGCUCACUGGCC